Messenger RNA from Capsicum annuum, 1387 nucleotides. RefSeq lists its product as uncharacterized. NCBI's taxonomy places the organism in Eukaryota, Viridiplantae, Streptophyta, Magnoliopsida, Solanales, Solanaceae. The transcript has 3 exons. The record is from RefSeq and is a predicted model, not a curated record. Bases 337 to 942 code for a protein of 201 amino acids.
UAGAAAAAAUAGUGUACGUGCUAGCCCAGGAUAACUUAACAUGCACCCUCUCUCUUUCACAAGUGGAAAAUGGCAACAAAAAGCAUAACAAAACAAACAAACAAACACAUUGCAGCUGUUAUAAGAAAGCUCAAACACAUUACAAAAAACACAAUUCCAUUAACCUUCCAUUUACGCUUUCCAAUUUCAACCCUUCACGCCUCCUCCACCGCCACCGCCACCGCCAACCGCCAACCGCCAACCGCCAACCGCCGUUGUCACUCGCCGUCCGAUCGCCGGAGAUUCAUAGGAAGUAGAAGCGUCAAAAACGGUGUCGUUGUUGUUGUGAGGGUUUAGAUGGCGAAGAAAAGGAAGUCGGUGGCAACGAGUAUCGAUGAGGUGGAUCGAACCAUGUAUUCGACGUUUUGUAGCACUGCCAAUUCGCUUUCCCAGCUUUAUAGUCAAGCUAUGAAUCAACAGAAGCUUUCCUUUCAGGCCGGUGAACGCCAUGGAUUGGAGAAAAUGUAUCAAUGGAUCUUGAGGCAACAAGAGGGAGGAUCCAGAGUAACAACUGCUGACAUGAUGAACUACCUGCAGUCGGAACUGGAUUAUAGUGGGGAGGACCAUUCAAUGUCGCCUAGACCACCACAAAACCAACAUUCUCAACCAAUGCAUGUUGCAAAUUCAGGCUUCCCACUUUCUUCAGGCUCAAUUGGUGUAGCAGCUCCAGGAAAUGGAGUACGAUCGGAUUAUGAUCCGCAAUCGAAGAAUUAUGUUUUCUCAAAUGCUCUCUCAAGCCCUGUUCGGCAAAGCCUGCAGAAUUAUCAAGUUGCUCAAGGAGGUUACUAUUUAAACAACGUCCAGCCUUCAAAUGGAGCAAGAAACAACGAAGCGAACUGUAACUCAGCUGAUGCGUCCAUGGAUAUGCAUUCUGAUAGCCCUGGUCAUGACUUUACUUACUGAAGUAGUCUGUAAAUAGAAUGUUUCAGGAGUGGCUUCUUGUCAUGCCGUGGUAUUCAAGCAGCAAGUUCAGGUUGAUUGAGUAAUUGUGUUGCAGCUGUUGUCGAGGAGAAAAUGCAUUGUUGAACUGGCUGUUUGAUUCAGAGAUUGAAAGGUGCGUUCGUGUUGGCUCGUAAAUCCUCAUUAUGUAGACAUGCACAUGUGCUCUUAGAAUGCAAUGUGAUGGCGGCACAAUACUUGCCGAAUACAUUGUUGUUACUGUUGAACUAGUUAGGUCUUUUAGGUCGUCUAUGAUAUUUGUGGAGUGUUUCUUUAGUAGGUACAAUAUAUAUGUUUGAGCUCGUGAUCUUCGAUUGCAUAUGUUUUCUCUUCAAAUAGACAUACUGGCAUCUUUGUUUUAUUUUCAAUGAUUGAACUCCCUCGGUACGAAAGGGGAAAUUAAGCUGAA